AUGGCAAACUCAACACCGACCACGAUUAGCGCGCCCGUGCAUCUCAACUCGACAGGAUGUGUCAUCAAGUACACGGAAGGGAAAGGACGCGGUGUAUUCGCGUCGCGUGCGAUCCCAGCCCAUACCCUGAUUGAAGUCAGUCCGGUGCUGCUAUUCACUGCGGAAGAGUAUGAGGCGCACGCGAAGCACACUGUGCUUGACCACUAUACUUUCAAGUGGCGCGAUGGACGCAUGGCGCUUGCGCUUGGACUAGGAUCGCUGUUCAACCACAACAGGACCCCGAAUGUAUCGUUUUCCCUUGAUCCUACUACAGAGAGCAUAGAGUACACCACGACUCGGGAGAUCCAUCCGGACGAGGAGCUUUAUAUCUUUUACGGGCAUAAACUCUGGUUCGAAGACGUCAACGCUGCGCAGACCUCACCUUUAGCUUCGGACGAGGUUGAUGAUCCCUUGGGUGGACUCGGUGUUGUUUCUGACUCUGAUGCCUCUGAUGAUGAAGACGGAGUCGAUCCGACGGCUCAUGUGGCUGAAGACGAUCUACCUUUCACGCGCGUACGAAUAACACCCGACGAGCUCGAGGAAGAGGACAUGGAGUCCAUACGGACCGUAGAAGCCUGGGCAGUGGACAUCGCCGACCCCAAAUAUACAACGACCAUGCUGAAAUGGCUCAAGACGUCUGGUUACGACUCCCCCGCCCUCUCGCACCUCAAGCGGAUCCGCAAGUCGCCUACCCAUUCAACACUACUCAUAACGCAUUCGCCCGACGCUCCCUCGCUUCCCGCUGACCUCCCGAUAUCUGCGGCAUACCUCAUCAAAGUACCCCGAACGGCUGCCAUUACGCAGACCUCUCUUGCGCUGAAGAAUACGCUGUGGCCUACUGUCUUUGCUCCGAGGCGGAAAGACGUACCCGAAGUCUGGUCGAAAGCGAAAGUACGCUGGGCACGACGCGCGAUGAAGCAUGUUGUAGCCGAGGCCAGGAAAGCGAGCGCAUCGGGCGAGCUACCCAUCGCAGCGCAUGUGCCGACGCCCUUCGACGGAGAUGAAGGCGCUGAUCCAAGCUUACCUUCGUUCACCUCCACAGACACUCGGACAUCCGCCAUACAUCCCCUGCGCCACGCUGUUAUGGCUGUCAUACGCCAAGUCGGCGACUAUCGAGCCACAGCGCUGCCCUCUCGCUCUGUCUCUCGCCCCGAGCCUUCGCCCAGCUCAUCUCGAGCGGAAACGCCUUCGACGACGGAGAAGAAUGGGCAACACUACCUCUUGACAUCGCUCACACUCUUUACGACGCACGAGCCGUGUAUCAUGUGCAGUAUGGCGCUGCUGCACUCGCGAGUGAAGGAGGUAUUCUACCUGUUCCCGAUGGACAAGACUGGCGGAUGUGGUGGCACGGCGUGUUUGCCGAAGCUCGACGGGGUCAACCACCGCUUUGGCAUCGGACGAUGGAAGGACACGGCUCUUGAAGACGGAAUAGAAGUCGAAGAGGGGUGUGAUGCCUGA
Molecule: messenger RNA, 1497 nt
Organism: Peniophora sp. CBMAI 1063
Lineage: Eukaryota; Fungi; Basidiomycota; Agaricomycetes; Russulales; Peniophoraceae
Source: the annotation of a GenBank genome assembly